AAAGGGCGGGCGGAAGUUCCCGGAGCUUCCGGUGGCGAGCUUGGGUCGCGGCUAUGGCCAAACAUCAUCCGGACUUGAUCUUCUGCCGCAAGCAGGCCGGUGUAGCCAUCGGAAGACUGUGUGAGAAAUGUGACGGCAAGUGUGUGAUCUGUGACUCCUACGUGCGUCCCUGCACCCUGGUGCGCAUCUGUGACGAAUGCAACUACGGCUCCUACCAGGGGCGCUGUGUGAUCUGCGGGGGCCCCGGGGUCUCCGACGCCUACUACUGCAAGGAGUGCACCAUCCAGGAGAAGGACAGAGAUGGGUGCCCCAAGAUUGUCAACUUGGGGAGCUCUAAGACAGAUCUCUUCUAUGAACGCAAAAAAUACGGCUUUAAGAAGAGGUGAUUGGUGGGUGUCUCCUUCCUUCCCCCACCAAGCUGCCGCAACUACCAGAAGAAACACCUAGGACCCCAGCAGGAGGGAGCCCAGCCCGAGCACCACCAGAACUGCCUGCGAGCAUCCACCACCUUGCCGCUCUCCCUCUCCCUCUCCCGGGGUCGGGUAGACGGAAAGGGUUCUUCACAGCUCCUGGCUGACUUAUGGGGGGGGGGGGUGAUCGUGAAUUCAGGAAAGGCCCUGUUCCCCACGUUGAUGUGUUAUGUCUACACCGAGAGCUACACAGGCCUGGACCAUUUCAGCCUUGAGGCGUUGACACAAGCGCCCCGUGGUGAAAAGCCUGUGCCCGCAGCAGCUCUAAAGGCGGAUGUCCACGUGGCCCUCGGCCGGCGGCGGCGCUCACGGCCGUGCUGGGUGUUCCAUUUUGCAGUGCCUGCAGGUGGUGCGGGCUUCAUGUUUUCUAGGAUGUUGGAAACCCUUCCUGUUGCUGUUACAUCAAUAAAGUUGGUGUUUAUUUUCUGGUA
Lepus europaeus (European hare) is the source of this 901-nucleotide messenger RNA. It is a transcript of the gene PHF5A, whose product is annotated as PHD finger protein 5A. Lineage: Eukaryota; Metazoa; Chordata; Mammalia; Lagomorpha; Leporidae. Gene Ontology annotation, biological process: mRNA splicing, via spliceosome. The coding region runs from base 54 to 386 and encodes 110 amino acids. Gene Ontology annotation, cellular component: precatalytic spliceosome; U12-type spliceosomal complex; catalytic step 2 spliceosome. The record is from RefSeq and is a predicted model, not a curated record. The transcript has 4 exons.